AUGGAAGUGCUUCUGGCAUAUCAAAUGGAAGUGCUGGAAAACCUGAAGAAGGCAGAAAAAAACUAUAAAAAGACACCGAAAGAACGGAUUAAAAAACCAUAUUUGGAAACCAGAUUGGACAAUUUGGAGCAACUGUGGACAGUGUUUAAAGAUGGCCACAAGUCUAUUAUAGGCAAGGUGACCUUGAAGGACAAACAGCAUUCAUACUUCACGGAAGAUAUAUAUGAAGAGUUCGAGGAAUUAUAUGUAUCAUACAAAACUUUAUUGAAAGAAGCCCUGCAGCCUUAUGUCGCGUCAACGAGUGAAACUUCGUCCGUAACACCAAAAUUAAGUGCUGAACAAACGAGUGAGUCAGACAAACCCGUGAGUACACCUAUUUCAACAAAUUUUUCGAGUAGAGGUUUAGAACCGAGUCAAGUUUUGUUAGCUACUGUGUCUGUUUGGGCGUACAAUGAGUACGGGUACAAACAACAGUUAAGAGGAUUAUUAGAUCAAGGGUCGCAAGCGUCUUUUGUUAGCGAGUCAGUUGUUCAAUUGCUUGGACUUUCCCGUAAACAUGUUAGCGGUUCGGUUUCCGGUAUAGGUGGCGGUAGCCACACGAAUGUCAAGCACAUGGUUUCUCUUCGAGUGGUAUCACGUCAUAACCCUGAGGUUUCAAUCCAAGUAAAUGCAUAUGUUUUGCGAUCUGUUACGUCAUUGCUUCCUUCAACCGAGUUACAUUCACCUGAUUGGCUACAUUUAGAUAAAAUACCGCUAGCCGAUCCAGGUUACGCCACACCUAGUAAAAUUGAUAUUCUUCUUGGAGCAGAAGUAUACAGCGAGAUUUUAUUGGAUGGUAUUGUGCGUCACAAUAAAAUAUUGGCACAAAACACUACCCUAGGUUGGGUAUUAUCAGGGAGGGUGUCAAAAAAUUCAACUUCUGCUGAUAAUGGAAUAAUCACCAUGCAUUUACACUUAAGUGGAGAAGAACUGCUUAGAAAAUUUUGGGAAAUGGAAAAUGAGCCCAACCUGAUACAGAAGAAGAUGACAGACACAGAAAAACAAUGUGAAGAAUUUUAUGACAAAACAACAACACGAGAUAAAGAAGGAAGAUUUAUAGUUAAAUUACCUUUUGAUAAAGAAGAUCCAGAGUGUCAAUAUGGAAAAUCAGUAAUAAUAGCUACAAGAAGAUAUGAGUAUUUAGAAAGGAAAUUACAGCAAGAUCCUACCCUAAAGGAAACAUAUAACAAUGUUCUACAAGAAUAUCUUACAAUGAAUCAUAUGACACCAAUAAAAAAAGAAGACGUAGAUAAUCCCAAAGCAGUUUAUCUCCCUCACCACGCCGUGGUUCGACAAGAUAAAGACACCUCAAAAGUGAGAGUAGUUUUCGAUGGGUCAUGUAAAGGAUUAAACAACUUUUCGCUUAAUGAUAAUCUGAUGGUGGGUCCCAAGUUACAACAGGAUUUGAGACACAUUCUAAUGCGUUGGAGAAGCCACAGGAUAUGCAUAGUAGCAGAUAUCGUUAAGAUGUUUAGAAUGGUGAAAGUCAAUUCUGAGGACACAGACUUUCAAAGAAUUGUAUGGAGACCACAAGCAAACGAGCCGUUACAACAUUUCAAAUUAUUGCGAGUGACCUUUGGUACUGCGUGCGCACCAUAUUUGGCUGUAAAAACCCUUCAAAGGUUAGCUGAUGAAGAACAUGCAAGAUUUCCUACUGCAUCAAGUAUUACAAAGAGGGACUUCUAUAUUGACGAUCUCUUGACUGGCUGUGAGACACUACCAGAGGCUGUACACAUAUAUAAUGAAAUGAACAAGUUGAUGAACAGUGGCGGCUUUGAACUGCAAAAGUUUAGUAGCAAUAAUCAAGACUUAUUGACACAUAUAGGAAAGGACAAUCACAGUAGCGACGAUUCAUUUAGAUUAAAAUCAAGCGCUGUCAUGAAGGUAUUAGGCUUAAAAUGGCAUAAGAACAUAGACUGUUUUCAGUAUUCACUAGAAUUACCAGACGUUACACAACCUGUUACUAAACGGCAGGUAUUGUCGGAUGUGGCCCGACUGUACGACCCAUUAGGAUGGAUUGCGCCCGUGAUCAUCAAGGCAAAAAUAUUUAUCCAAAAGCUGUGGAAGUCGAAGCUUGAUUGGGACGAUGUACUGACUACAGAUUUAACGAAUGAAUGGUCACAAUUUAGAGAAAGUUUGAUAUAUUUACAUAAUAUAAACAUACCACGAUGGUAUUGUUUUAGUCCAGGGUCAAAGGUUGAGUUGCAUGCAUUUGGUGAUGCUUCAAAGGUAGCGUAUGGCGCUGCUGUUUACAUUCGUGUUAUUAAUAAUAACAACGAAAUCUGUGUAAGUUUGGUAUCAGCAAAAAGCAAAGUGGCCCCUAUUGAGAAGGAGAUAUCAAUUCCUAGAUUGGAACUAUGUGGUGCAGCUCUAGCAGCAAAAUUAUUAUUUGAAGUUUCACAAAUAAUGAACAUUCCGAAGGACAACUGGUAUGCGUGGUCCGACUCAACAAUAGUUCUAGCCUGGCUAAGAGCGGGUCUAGCCGCUGGACUACCUUUGUGA
Molecule: messenger RNA, 2541 nt
Organism: Trichoplusia ni (cabbage looper)
Lineage: Eukaryota; Metazoa; Arthropoda; Insecta; Lepidoptera; Noctuidae
Exons: 2
Coding region: 1-2541 (846 amino acids)
Source: RefSeq, a predicted model, not a curated record